This is a messenger RNA of Thelazia callipaeda (thelaziosis nematode), 2375 nucleotides long. NCBI's taxonomy places the organism in Eukaryota, Metazoa, Nematoda, Chromadorea, Rhabditida, Thelaziidae. The record is from the annotation of a GenBank genome assembly.
AUGUUCAAUUUUCAAAAUUCAUUUGGUUUGUCUGUAAUUAAAAAGGUUUAUCAGGCUGUGGGAUUGGGCUAUUUUGGCAUUGUGGAAAAUGGCGUGGCAAAGUUAUGUGGUAACGAUGCUCGGAAGUUUAAUUAUUAUGGGGGGUCAGUGCUACUUAUGUCUGUAGAUGGAAAAGUGAUCACCUUAAAAUUGAGUAAAAGUAAUUCGGCUUUAUCAGAAUUUUUUCUACAGUCAUGUUAUUUACUUGGAAGUCAACAGUUUUCAUUCGGAUGGAUUUUGGUAUUUGUUGCUUUACAUGGAUUAAAAUCACAUAUGUGGCGAAAACGUGAAAAACGACUCAUGGCUCUGCGACAGACUGCAUUAAAAGAACGAGAAGUCAUUCUAGCUCAGCUUCAAGACCUUCCUGCUUGGGUUCAGUUUCCAGACACCGAACGAGUGGAAUGGCUAAAUAAAGUUGUACUGCAGCUUUGGCCAUACAUUGGUGAAUAUUCCAAAAUUUUCAUGCGUGAAUAUAUUGAGCCCCAAAUUAAAUUGCAACUACCAUCUAUUUUCAAGACAUUCAAAUUUACGAAAAUAGAUAUAGGUGAUAUCCCUUGUCGCGUUGGUGGUAUCAAGGUUUACACUCACAAUGUUGGUCGAGAUCGUAUCAUUGUUGAUAUGGAUGUUGCUUAUGCUGGAGAUGCUGACUUCGACGUCAGUGUUGCGGGUUUCACUGGUGGUUUAAAUCAACUACAGUUUUCUGGAAAGUUGAGAGCUGUGCUUAAACCGUUAUUACCGUAUCCACCUAUGGUUGGUGGAAUUUCUGGGUUUUUUUUGGAAAAACCGAAAAUUGAUUUCAAUCUGACUGGUAUGGGUGAAUUCGUAGAAUUACCCGGUCUCUUGAACGCAAUUCGUGCUAUAAUAGAUUCACAGGUUUCGGCUUUAUGUGUGGUUCCCAAUGAAAUUGUGAUUCCUUUGGCUCCAAAUGUUGAUGUUACCAGGCUCUUUUUUCCAGAACCAGAUGGUGUUCUUCGUUUGGAAGUUGUGGAAGCUAGAAAUCUGGAAAAUAGAGAUUUCAAAUUCACAAAAAGAAUGGCCAGUGACCCUUACUGCCAAAUACAAGUUGGAUCACAAUUCAGUAAGACAAGAAUAAUUAAUAACAAUCUGAAUCCGGUUUGGAAUGAAUACUUUGAAUUUGUUGUCGACCAAGCCAAUGGACAGAAAUUACGAUUGGAAUUAUUCGAUUACGAUAAAACAAGCAGGGACGAAGAGCUCGGAAGACUGGAUAUUGAUUUAAACACAUUAAAGAUAAAGGGCAAUAUCGAUGAGUGGUUUCCUCUUGAUGCUUGUAAACAUGGCGAUAUACAUAUAAAAGCUACUUGGAUGGAUUUGUCAUCAUCUAUAGCAGAUCUCAGCUGUUGCAACUAUGAAGGUUUUUGGAAUAAUGCUGACAAGCCAGUACAUCCCGCACUGCUGAUGAUUUUUAUUGAUAGCGUAUCCGAUUUACCAUAUCCUAGAGCGAAGUUAGAGCCAUCUCCAUAUCUUGUACUGACUCUUGGCAAGGAAUCUCAGCAAACUCCGAUCAAGUUAAACACUGUGAAUCCAUUGUUUCAAUGCAAAUUAUUAUUCUUUGUGCGUUUUCCUGAAGGACAAGAAUUGAGAUUUGAGGCAAUAGAUAACACAACGAAACGUUCCUUAGGAGAUUCAGUGCUGCCACUAAAAUCAAUAUUGAACGAACCAAAUUUAGAAUUUUUUCAACACACUUUAUUAUUAACUCUUGGAGCUCACCAAAGUUCAAUGGUUAUUACGGCACGCAUCAGGGUUAUUAUCCACUGCAAUUCAUAUAAGUUUAUAGAAAUAUUCAUUGAGAGGGCUGAAAAAAUCAAAACCAGUAAAUAUCGGAAUUCUGCUGAAGAUGUGACGGAUCUUUUCAAGCUGAACGACAAAGAUGUAAAACAGUUCUCAGCUAUUCAUUCAAAUAUACCAAGAAGCGAAGGAACGAUAGCGCGACGCAACAGUAGUGGUUCAUUCAUUAGUGUCUGCAAACGUCGUCGUAAUUUUGGCGAAAAAUUGUUUUUAUCGAAGCAUACCAUGAGUAAAAGGAAGAUUGAAUUGCAACCCCUCGAUAGUGAGGGUUCUGCAGACCCAUACGUAACUUUACGUCUAGCACCAUUGAACUGUGCACGCGAUGGCGAGAAGCAACGAACAGCUGUAGUUUCGGGAUGUCUUGAUCCGAUUUUCGAUCACCAAUUUGAGUUCAAUCUGCACUUCAGCGAUAUUAAGAACCAUAUGCUUAUAUUCACGGUCAAGGAUGCCAUCAAUUACGGUGUUUUUAAUAAGGCUCCUGUUUUAGGCACGGUAAGUUUACCUAUUGUAUUUACAAAAAGUUUUUGAUG